Oncorhynchus tshawytscha (Chinook salmon) is the source of this 4077-nucleotide messenger RNA. Its product is annotated as phosphatidate cytidylyltransferase 2-like. Gene Ontology annotation, molecular function: phosphatidate cytidylyltransferase activity. Bases 170 to 1513 code for a protein of 447 amino acids. Lineage: Eukaryota; Metazoa; Chordata; Actinopteri; Salmoniformes; Salmonidae. Gene Ontology annotation, cellular component: endoplasmic reticulum membrane. The transcript has 13 exons. The record is from RefSeq and is a predicted model, not a curated record.
UGUGGGAGGGGCAACGCAGUGAAAGGAACGUGCAUCAUCUGGGGCAAAUAAUCAUUUCUGUCGAACCAAACGGGCGUAUUUGUUAUUUAGCAAGCUAGCAAAGGUAAUAAAAUAGCUAGCAAGCCGUAACAUACACUCCUCUGUAGUAGCCUGGACAAGAGUUGCACAAAUGACAGAGCUACGGCACCGCGGAACGACGGAAAACGACCUACAACAUCAACAAUCCGAAGACAAGGGAUCUGAGAGUGAGGGGAAAGCAGAGAAGGAUGGGGCGUCUGACAGUGAGAGCAAGCCUGAUACAGGACCCCCGGGGGUGCCUGUCCCUGCUGAUGACACCCCCGAAGUCCUCAACAAAGCCCUGUCUGGACUGUCCUCACGAUGGAAGAACUGGUGGGUGCGAGGGAUCCUGACUCUGGCCAUGAUCUCCUUCUUCUUCUUCAUCAUCUACCUGGGCCCCAUGGUGCUCAUGCUGAUUGUGCUGUGUGUGCAGAUCAAAUGCUUCCAAGAAAUCAUCCACAUCGGUUACAGUGUGUACCACUCCUACCACCUGCCCUGGUUCAGAACGUUGAGCUGGUACUUCCUACUGUGUGUGAACUAUUUCUUCUACGGCGAGACGGUGACGGACUACUUCUCUAAUCUGGUGCAGAGGGAGGAGCCGUUGCGCAUCCUCAGCAAAUACCACCGCCUCAUCUCCUUUGCCAUGUACCUCACUGGUUUCUGCAUGUUUGUGCUGAGCCUGGUGAAGAAACACUAUCGCCUGCAGUUCUACAUGUUUGGCUGGACUCACGUAACUCUGCUGAUCGUUGUGACCCAGUCCCACCUCAUCAUCCACAACCUGUUUGAGGGAAUGAUCUGGUUCAUCGUGCCCAUCUCCUGUGUGAUCUGCAAUGACAUCAUGGCCUACAUGUUUGGCUUCUUCUUUGGACGUACUCCACUCAUUAAGCUGUCUCCUAAGAAAACCUGGGAGGGCUUCAUUGGUGGAUUCUUUUCGACUGUUGUGUUUGGGAUCCUGUUGUCCUAUGUGAUGGCGGGCUACAGCUUCUUUGUGUGUCCGGUGGAGUUUAACAGCGACCGUAACAGUUUUGAGGUGGACUGUGAACCCUCUGACCUGUUCCAGCUGCAGGACUAUGCCCUGCCUGCCGCCCUCGAGUCCCUCACUGGAUGGCCCACACUGCGCCUCUACCCAUUCCAGAUUCACAGCAUCUCCCUGUCUGCCUUUGCCUCCCUCAUGGGACCUUUCGGAGGCUUCUUUGCCAGCGGCUUCAAGAGGGCCUUCAAGAUCAAGGACUUUGCCAACACAAUUCCCGGCCACGGUGGCAUCAUGGACCGCUUCGACUGCCAGUACCUCAUGGCUACGUUCGUCAACGUCUACAUCGCCAGCUUCAUCAGGGGCCCUAACCCUGCCAAGGUGGUCCAGCAACUUCUAGCCCUGCGCCUGGACCAGCAGCUCCACAUCUUCAACUCGCUUAAGACCCACCUGACAGAGAGGGGUCUGCUGGAGGAGGAAGCCUAGGACCCCCACGGUCAGGGCCGGGGUCACCCUACUGGGGCCGGGAGGGCAGCCCCCUGGCACCAGAAAGCCCUGGAGAUGUGGGAGAAGUAGUGUGGCGCUUGUGUGAGAAAAUAACUCCAGCCUUUGGGUCAUUCCAUUUUGUGUGGGUGUGACAGAGGAUGUGUACAUUGACAGUGUGUCCUAAACUGUUUUCCUUCAGUGUUUCAGGUUGUCUGAGUUACUGUACCUGUUUAUUUAGUCAUGUCAGCCAUAUUAUCUACAACAGUCAUGUCACUUUGUGUACCACAAUGAGGUCAGAUGUACAUUUCCACACGUAUACAGGAUAUUCUAUACCUUUAGUGUGUGUGAGAAUAUUUCAUGAUACAUAUAUGUUUUAAUGCACUGCUCAACAUACUCACACUGUAUUGUCCUCAUCCUGUCACCCUGCCUGUUUUAUUCACUUCAUUCGUUGUAAUAAUUGUUUGUAUUUAUAAUAUUGGUGGUUAAGUUUUUACAUUGGUAUCUUCCAUUAAAUCUGUGUUUUGUCUAUGUGCAUUUUACCCCGCAGAGAUUCACUCUGCUAAUGGCAUAUGUCAUGCUGCAUAUGUGUGUGUCUCUCUGGUUCCCAAAUGGCACUCUAUUUCCUAUACACUACACUACUUUUGAUCUGAGCCCUAUUGGCUCCCUGGUCAAAAGUAGUGCACUAUAAAGGGUGUCAUUGUAGCCACUCAUGCUUCACCUGCAGCUUCGUUCACAUCCAGCCAAAUGGUGUGUGUGAUGUCAUGUGGGGGUAGAACCAUUAGAGGAAGUGGACUGUCUAUAUUAGGAACAAAACACCACUAGGGAUUUGACCGGAUUAUUGAGUAUGUCAUUAGUGUUACGGAAUGGAGGUCAAGGUCAAACUGUUUCCUGCACUGGAUGGAGUACACAGUUGUAAAAUGACAAAUGAAUAGUAUAGGAAGACUAGUUGGUAUUUCACAAAAUAUUUAAUUGCCAUUUCUGAUAGUUUACUACACAGUUGUCUGCCUUAAUGUAAGAGGUUUUAUGUAAAAUGAUUAUUUUUGUGUGGGAUUGAUAUGUUAGGGUUUUAGCAAUGGUUAUUUAUUUGCCAAUCAAGUUCCGUUAUCAAAGAUCAGUUCAUGGUGGAUGACAGCCAAAGCUGUUUUGAAAAGAAAUAUGAAGUUAACACUUUCAAAGAUUUUACUGAGUUACACUUAAUAGAAGGAAAUCAGUCAAUUUAUAAAAAUUCAUUAGGCCAUAGUCUAUGGUUUUUGCAUGACUGGGUAGGGGUGCAGCCAUGGGAGGGCAUACUGUAGGACCCACCCACUGGGGAGCCAGGUCCAGCCAAUCAGAAUGUGUUUUUCCACACAGACGCUCCCACAGGUGGAGGUCCUGGGCUGGCGUGGUCUGCGGUUGUGAGGCCGGUUGGAUGUACUGCCAAAUGAUCUAAAAUGAUGUUGGAGGGUGGCUUAUGGUAUAGAAAUUAACCUUCAAUUAUCUGCCAACUACUCUGUUGGACAUUCCUGUAGUCAGCAUGCCAAUUGCACACUCCAUCAAAACUGGGUCUGUGGAAUUGUGUUGUUUGACAAAACUGCACAUUUUAGUGGCUUUAUAUUGUCCCCAGUACAAGGUGCAUCUGUGUAAUGAUCAUGCUGUUUAAUCAGCUUCUUGAUAUGCCACACCUGUCAGGUGGAUAAAUUAUCACUAACAGCGAUGUAAACACAUUAGUGCACAAAGUUUGAGAAAAAUAAGCUUUUUGUGCAUAUGGAACAUUUAUGGGAUCAUUUAUUUCAGCUCAUGAAAAAUGUGACCAACACUUUACAUGUUGCGUUUUUGUUCAGUGUAUAUAUACUGUAUCUCUUUCUCUCUAUAUGCGCCAUGUAUUUCUGGCUCUGAUGGCCAUUGUUGAGGUUCUCAUAGGAAUGAGUGAGAUGGGACACCGUCCAUGUUUACAUCAGCUUUUGUAAUUGAAGAAUAGUUACAAAUGACCACCAUACUUUAAAAAAAAUAUGUUUUAAUCUUCUAAGAGGCAGACACACUUGUUUUCAGCUGUUAUAGAGUGUUAUAUAGGAAGUGCCAGGCUGGUGGAGUGAAUGAAUCAUGCUGUAUACAGUUUCCAAAGCUAUGGGACAGUAAUGGAGUCACAUAAUCACUUUGCUAGCAUUUCAUGCUAACGAUUUUUGCACUGCCAAGUCUGCUCCCUCUCAGACCACACUACCACAGCCUGAUAGUACAAACUCUGGCAGUGUGUCCCAAAUGGCAGCCUAUUCCCUAUAUACUGUACUGCUUUUGACCAGAGCACUGUGGGCCCUGGUCAAAAGUAGUGGACUAUAAAGGGAAUAGGGUGCCAUUUGGGGUGCAUCCCCAGGCUCACAGAUAGUGCUCAUGGUUACACACCCCUCCUGUGGGUCGAGAACAGUAGUAACACCAAUUUCAUAAUCAAUCUCACCAGAUGAACUAAGAAUAUAUUGUAAAGCUACAGAUGCUGUUGAUGUAUUUCCUCCUGGUUGCCAUUGUGAGAUCACCACCAAGGGGCUUUUGUGGUCACAUGAACAUAAAUGGUUAAGCUCUUCUCCUUGGUUGUA